Podospora pseudocomata is the source of this 3111-nucleotide messenger RNA. RefSeq names its product NADP-dependent glutamate dehydrogenase (gene GDH3). Gene Ontology annotation, cellular component: cytosol. Gene Ontology annotation, molecular function: L-glutamate dehydrogenase (NADP+) activity. Lineage: Eukaryota; Fungi; Ascomycota; Sordariomycetes; Sordariales; Podosporaceae. The record is from RefSeq and is a predicted model, not a curated record. The coding region runs from base 966 to 2387 and encodes 473 amino acids. The transcript has 3 exons.
GGCCGGGGCCCCCUGCCAGAUGCCAUGCCAGGGUCCAGGACAAGCACGCGAGCUUUCUUUCAUUGUUCAACCACCCGUACCCUCCAGUGGCCCCCCCGAGCCCCCCCAUAUGGACCCCCAAACUGCCCCCCCAUUCGACUGCAACCUCCACGCACCACCACGCCCCGAGAUGGGCAGCGAGCAGCACCGCCUAGCCCUUUCCAAGCUGCCGGGCAGCCAAUCAGCAAUGCUAUGUGACGACAGUAUGUGUAGACCAACGCGGGGCAUUGCCUAUUGCAGGAAAAUAUCUCAUCCCACGGCCGAUAUCGUCUGGUUUUCCAAAGGGGAAAUAGGCAUCAUGAUAUGUAUGGCAAAAAAGCAAAUACGACCCGACUGGCGCGGACGUCGUUCCACAUGUCAAGACGCUGGAACUGUGCGCCGUGCUUCUAACGCACGAGCGAUAACCGGCGCUCCCUGAGUAAAUCCUCGCCAAAACGUGGCCACUCGACCCAGCACAGGGACUCCCCCGCGCUGCUUGUUGACGACCAUCCCAGGAGAAAAACGCAAGGCUCUGGAUAAUAGUGUGAAACGGAGCUACACUAUUGUGCUCCUGUCGGUAGAGAGAACUGUGUAGCUAGGAGCAGGGGACCAGGAAAAGGCUUGGUUCUGUCGUCCCAUGAAAAAAAAGAGACCGUCGCUAUUCGGGCUUUCACACGUUGCCCCCCCCCUCCCCCCCACCACCGGCCUUUCGUGCGGGUGUCUAUAUUAUACUCGUCCCUUCCCUUCGUCCCAUUGUGCUCGAUUGUCCUCUUCUCUUCCCAUCCAUUCUUCGUUCGACAGCGUACGAGUUCAACAGUUGAUACCCUCGACACAUUUCCGCACUCCAACAACAACAACAACAACAACAACAACAACAACAACAACAACAACAACAACAACAACAACAAGAACAUAUACCCCUAGAUACCCAUUCAACACUCGUCACAAUGUCCAACCUUCCUUCUGAGCCCGAGUUCGAGCAGGCCUACAAGGAGCUCUACUACACCCUCGAGAACAGCACCCUCUUCAAGAAGAACCCCGAGUACCGCACCGCCCUCAAGGUCAUAUCCAUCCCCGAGCGUGUCAUCCAGUUCCGCGUCAUCUGGGAGGACGACAAUGGCGACCUCCAGGUGAACCGUGGUUAUCGUGUCCAGUUCAACUCGGCCCUCGGCCCGUACAAGGGUGGUCUCAGACUUCACCCCUCCGUCAACCUUUCCAUCCUCAAGUUCCUCGGCUUCGAGCAGAUCUUCAAGAAUGCCCUCACUGGCCUGAUGAUGGGUGGUGGCAAGGGUGGUUCUGAUUUCGACCCCAAGGGCAAGAGUGACAACGAGAUUCGCCGCUUCUGCGUUUCCUUCAUGCGCGAGCUCGCCAGAUACAUUGGUGCCGAUACCGAUGUUCCCGCUGGUGAUAUCGGUGUUGGUGGCCGCGAGAUCGGUUACAUGUUCGGUGCCUACCGCCGUGAGCGCAACAAGUUCACUGGUGUCCUUACCGGCAAGGGUCUCCACUGGGGUGGCUCUCUCAUCCGUCCCGAGGCCACUGGUUUCGGCCUCGUCUACUAUGUCGGCCACAUGCUCGAGUAUGCUGGUGUGACCGAUGGCUGGAAGAACAAGCGCGUCUCCAUCUCGGGCUCCGGCAACGUCGCCCAGUAUGCUGCCCUCAAAGUCAUCGAGCUCGGCGGCAAGGUUGUCUCUCUUUCCGACUCCAAGGGCUCUCUCAUCGCCACUGGCGAGCAAGGCGUCACCCCCGAGGAUAUCGCCGCCAUUGCUGAGCUCAAGCUCAACCGCGGCUCUCUCUCCGACUACAGCCACAAGGACAACCUCAAGUACAUUGACGGUGUCCGCCCCUGGGUCCACGUCGGCAAGGUCGACAUUGCUCUCCCUUCGGCCACCCAGAACGAGGUCAGCAAGGAGGAGGCCGAGGCUCUUGUCGCCGCCGGCUGCAAGUUCAUUGCUGAGGGUUCCAACAUGGGCUGCACUCUCGAGGCCAUCGAGGUCUUUGAGAACGAGCGCCGUGAGAAGAAGGGCGAGGCCAUCUGGUAUGCCCCUGGCAAGGCCGCCAACUGCGGUGGUGUCGCCGUCUCCGGUCUCGAGAUGUCCCAGAACAGCCAGCGUCUCGCCUGGACCAAGGAGGAGGUCGACAGCAAGCUCAAGGAGAUCAUGAAGUGCGCCUUCUUCCAGGGUCUCAACACGGCCAAGGAGUACGUCGAGGCCACCGAGGGCGAGUAUCCCAGCUUGGUUGCCGGUUCCAACAUUGCCGGUUUCGUCAAGGUCGCCCGUGCCAUGAAGGAGACCGGUGACUGGUGGGACAACCAGCUCAACAAGGAGGCUGCCGAUGCCGAGGUCACCUCCGACUCUGGCUUCGCCGCUUAAAACGAUGAUCCAGUGGUUGCAGUUCAGCCCAAGGCAGAGUAGCUGUAUGUGUUGCUGGAUCGGCAUCCGACGCUACCCGGGCUAGAACCAGGGCUGCAGAGGCACCACCAUGUAUCCGUAUGUGGGUGACCAAGUGCCGAGCCAUUCCCAUCAGGAUGGCGAUGUGGCCGCCACCUCGAUGAUGACGCCGCCGCUCUUUGCGGCACGCCCAUCGGUGUGGGAUUUUGAUUUUUCUCAUUGGGCGUUUUCUGGACCCAUUGGCGUCAUGGGGGUUCUUGGGUGCUGGGUAUGGAGUUUGAAGGGAUCGGACGGGAUGGCCGGGACGAGGUUACGACUUUCAUCUUCUUCAUCUUCAUCUUCCACCCCCAUCUUCCCAUUGGCAGCUCGGUGAGUAACAACCACGCCUGUGCCUCCUGCACAGUCGGGGAGAGGAUUGAACCGAGCGGGCCUUACCGACAACGUCAUUGCUGUUCUGCUCCUGCGGGAGGCAGAAUAAGCUUGUAAGCUUGUUGGAGUUGGGCGUGGUUGAUGGUGUGUGUGUGUGUGUACCUGUUCGUGUUCUUGUUUAUGGUUUUUAAGGUUCUCACACCAAGGGGCAUAGACGGCAUUUGGGAGGGAUAGCGUGUCGUGCAUGGCGCAGGGAAGGAAUCUGUAGAAUAGAGUUGGGGAUGCCCCAAGCAUAUAAAGAAUAUAAACACAAUAAAAAAUAUAAAAAAUAAAAAGA